CUCAUGCCAGGUAUUAACAUGAAUUCGCGCUAGGGUUACAAAUAUCAUUAAAUAACACUUUUAUCAGAGUAAAUAAUGAAUGCUAAUGUCAGUUGUGAAAAUAGGUAAUCAGGAUUGAAUACAAGAACAACAACAAAAGGUGGCGGUCGAUUAACAUCUACUUUCCAACCUCGGGGCUUGGGCUAUGCAGCAAAAUACUGUUUGUUUAUCUGAAUAUGGAUCCCAGAGAUGGAGUAAAAGAAACAUUAUUAUGCAGUGUCUUAGACUUCUGAUGUAAAGAAUGAGUGUACCAAAUGACAUGUAGACAAUGACCAAAACAUGUCUGGGGAUAUGUUAAGCGAUGCGAGUGGCUCGAAUAGGUACUAUAAGGCCUUUCAGCUAAAUGUAGACAUAGGAAACGAGGUAUUGCGUGAGGUUUUGAAUAAUGAGCUUAAGGCUUCAGGACACAGUCUCGUUGAAUACAUGUCACUUCCGAACUCUCAGCGUAUCAUUACAGAUCGGCAAAGAAGACGGGUCUUGCAUAUGCACCAGGUUGCACAACUAAAUUCUCCAAGCCUUACAUUGAAUGAGAUGGAUUUUACCCUUUUAACAUUCAUUAUUUUGAACAUGUUUACCAUUCCGGCAAACGAUCAACAAAGUGUAGAGAAAAUGAGAUCAAAACGAAAUGAACUUGUCCAUAUUCCUAGUUGUGAGUUGCCAGAUUCAACAUUGUUCGAUGAAUCGAGGAGAUGGAUUGAACGGCUAUGUAGUAAUACGGGUGAUACAUUUAAAGAAAAAGUAGCGUCUACAAUUCAAGCAUUGGAGAAUCGUCAUUUUGUGUCAAGGGUGUGCCAUUCAAGCAAAAUGAAAUUGAUCAUGGAGGAGAAGUGGUUUGACCUCCUCAAAUCAGAACACAACGACGACGAUGAAAUUUUACGAAUGAAGUUUGGCUUAGCAUUCAGUGUAAACGACAUUGGGCGAUUUCUUGACGUAUCAGUUCUUGCACAAGAGCUUCAGAAACUUGAAAUUAUCAAUGAACGUGACAGAUUGCGUAUAGAAAUGGAAGACAAUUUUGAAGAGCAGGCAUCAGUGCUGGCCUUGAUUAUGAUGGGAGAAAACAAAGAACAGAUGUUAAAGUUCUGCAAAUGCCUACGCAAAAUGAAUCCACUGGUUGGGAAAUUAGUCGAAUAUUUCUCUGAAAAUCCACAACUAGAGAGACAAUUACAUACUAUCGAAACGGAGGCCAUCAAACUUAUUCUUGGAAGAGAUCUAGUUCACUCCACAGAACAUGAUGUAUCAUGCGCGGAGAUCCAUCGGCACAUUGAAGAUGAACGAAAAUGCUUUACGUCAUUCAAAAAGAUCAUGAAAUGUUUGCGGAAUGUGUUCAAAGAAGCAAAUUAUGAUGCAAAUUCUUGCAGAGUGUGUAACAUUACAUGGAAAAAUAAAUCACCAUCGACAAGGUGCGAGUUGUUGCGUGAUAGAGAGGAAGAAUCGAUCCAAAAUAUGCCGAGUGAAAAGUUUAAAGAAUAUCUUGGGAGGCAGAUGUUGAACAUCACAGAAAACGUGGAAUUGAUAAAUGCUGUGUGUGAGAUUGUGAGGUCUGAAAGCAUAUCUUCAGGAGUUUUUGCUGACUUCUCCGACAGUGACUUAGAAGAUACUUUUAAGAAAGAUUUGGAAAAGGCUGGUCACAAGUAUGGAAGAGGAAUUCAUAUCGGAUUGAAGAAAGUUAGAGAAAGUAUAAAACAACGGACUAAAGCCUCCAAUAGUGUACCUGUAGACACUUUCCGGGAGUUUGGAAAGAAUGACGGUGACUGUUCAUACAAGAAAGGCACGGUCAGAUGCACGGCAGACGACCUGUUGACUCCGGCACAUUGUUUUGUUAACCCGAACAAAGGAGUGAAUUUUGAAGCCGAAUUUGUAGUAAACCUCAUAAAAUUUGCAUUGGCUUAUAUGAACGCAAGGCAAAAUGGAACAAUUCACUUUGGAAUAAAACCUUCCGAAAAUAAUGAGGGUCUUGUAGUCGGUGUUCCCAAACUGAACAUAGCGAAAGUCUACACUUACAUCGCUCAGAGUUUGAAGCACACUCUUCAGCGACAUGAAGUAAGACUUGUUGAAGUAUGCCUGGGACCUAUUCAUAUGAUACCUGUGGGUGAUGAGCUUUUUGUUUGUGAAGUGGACAUUGAACCCUCAUCAUCUUUCCUUCGCGAAGCUGUCAUGAAUGCUAAUUUUCCACCAUGGGGUCUCCAGCAUAAGAAAUGCUUUAUUUUUGUGAAACGAAAUGCUAGUUCAUUGAUUGAAGUUGUUGACCAAAACAAACUUGGAAAUAUUCAAAAUGAAUUUUCAAAUGUAUUUGAAAAACGAAAAUAUGAGGAAAUGGCAAGGGUUUCUAAGGAAAACGACAAGCAGUAUCGACUUCGAGAACUCGUCAAAUACCUGACGGCGGGGAGUAAGUACGUAACUGAUGAACAGGUGCCUCAUAUUGUUUCAGGGCCAUACUCAGAUUGUGCAGAACUUGAAGAUAUGCCACGAAGCCUGACAAUAAUGGAAUCUGCAUUUGUUUCAUCUGAUAUUGUUUUCGAUUUUGACUCUUCAACCGAUCUAAGGGAAGUUAUUGAGAAGGACAAUAGGUACUUUGACAUCACACUUGCCGAGGAAGUUAAAAGUCAGUCUACAAAGGAUAAUUCCGCGCAUGACACGCCCGGGCCUUUGUGGUUAUACUGCAAUGGCAAUGUAGCCCGAAAUGCUUCCAAAAUGGGAAUAAAGGACUGGUUCACGUCGCGAUAUGAAACGGUUAAUGCGCUUAUUGAGCAAUCUCAUCAGAGACACAGAAAGCGGACGCUCAUUUUGAUAUUUGUGUAUCAGCCUUUGUCAUCCAACGAUCCAUUGUUUCACACUGCUUUAGACUGUUGCAAACGAUAUGUAGAUGAAACAAAGGUGAUUUCAGAUAGCGAAGAAAAUAUAAGUCAGUUAAAGAACAAUUUGUCGCAAGUAUUUCAAAAAACAGAUGUGGACAAACUCUUCUUCUUCGGAUAUCCCUGGCAAGAAAUAGCAACCGCUAUAUCGCCUAUCUUUAAACAUAAUCCAGAAUGCAUUUGUAAAAUGCCACUUGCAAGUGGCUCCUUUGCCAUUUUGACACAAAAAGAAAAAUACCAACUUGGUAUAAGAGACAUUGAGCUCGUUAGCGGAGACGAAUGCAGUCAAUCACUUGAAGAGAUGGACGAUGACAUGAGAAAGGAAACAGAAAAGAGGGAGACAGAGAAAUUCUACCGAGGAAAUGAAGUUUCAUGGUGGAAUUUUGAAUUUCAAACCCAUGUAUGUGAAAGAGACGUAUUUCAGAGUUAUGUAAAUGACGUAGUGACAAAAAUAAACGAAGGAUGUAAAAGGCUUGAAAUAGUAGAAAUCAAACACCAGCCAGGGGCUGGUGGUACAACGUUAGGUAGGCAUCUCAUUUGGCAUUUGAGUCAGUUUCAUAGAUCAGACUCGGCGAGUGCCUACAGAUGUUGUAUAGUCCGAAAUGUUACUGAGAAGGAAACGGCGGACCAGAUCUCAAAGUUCAGAGAAUAUAAAGAAGUGGACCAUGAAAAAACAAAAACAGUCAUUGUAUUUGUUGACAACGAGAGUGAAGAGGCACUUAAAACGUUGAAGGACGAUUUAGACUCGCUUGCUUAUCGUGUUGGAUCGAAAUCAGGCCGUCUUGUGUGCUUGCUGAUAGUUGUAACAAGAGUUCAUAUUUCGAAACAUAAUAUCGACAGAUAUACUGUUUUGAAACAAUUUCUUUCUCAACGUGAGAAAGCGUGGUUUCAACAUCGGAUGCAAGAUUUAGAACAAAAUGCAAAUCACGAAGAUAUACAGUCACUGAUUGCUUUCAAUGUGAUGAAAGAAAAUUUUUCAGAUACAUAUAUUCAAAGUACAACAAAGGGAAUCAUGGAAGGACUGCGACCAAAUGAAGAAAAACUACUUCAGCAUCUCUCGCUGAUCAAUACCUUUGACACUGAUGCCAUGGUCCCAAAAUUGGUAUUUGAUGAACUCCUGGGGUCAUUUGCUUCCAGUACUAAAAAAUACAGUACUAGAGAGUUGAAAGAAUCCCAAAAACCCGUGGGUCUUGCUGACUUUUGCAUGCAGAAGUCCAACAAACGCCAGACAUGGAAAGACACAGAAUCUCUGAGACUGCUCAUUAGGCAUAGAAACAAUGCACAUGACAAAUGUAUUGCCAUUGUUUCACCCCUUUUAGCAAAUUCAAUACUUUUCCAACUGAUGGGAAAAUGCCAGCUGUCGAUUGAAAAUGUUGUUGAUCAACUUCUUGACUAUGUACAUGAUCAGAGAAAUGAGGAUACAAAUUCAAGUGAUUCAUUUACUGAAAUUGUUUGCAAUCUGUUCAACAAAAGGGAGAAAACUGUGACAGAAAACGGAGAGGAGAAACGGAAUUUCUUUUCAAAUUUAGUUUUGGAAUUAGAUUCACCAUCAGGAGGUGAAACAGAAAAGGAAUGUCAUCAAAAAACUAAUCGUUUGAUGAAAAAAUGUUUUGAUGUAUCAGGUGACCCAUAUGUCGAACAGCAAAGGGCUCGCCAUUGCAUUCACGUUCAUGAUUUUGAAGAAGCAAAAGAAGCAAUACAGGCAUCCAUCGAACGUUUAGACAAGGUUCCUAUUCUUUAUGAUACGUAUGGACAGGUGUAUAAAGGCGAACUCGAAUUUGUUCUAAAAAAUACAGAUGCAGCAGCUGUUAACGUUAACCAUGUGAUCAAUUUGGCAACAAACGCCAUUAAGAUGUUCCGCAAAGCUCAAGACUUAGACCAAGAAGGACAGAAUUCAUCAUUUUCAAUGGAAGUUUUGACAGCCUUGUAUAUGUUGGAACAGAUCUCCAAACUACCAUGCAUCAAAGAAAACCGAAACAUGUUUCUUCGAUUCUUAAAUGGACAGAACACCGAUUUGUUUGACUUCAUUUUGCCACAGAUCGAAGGAUAUAGGAAGGGAAAUCAUAUCCAGUGUCAUGUAGAAGAGUCUUUGUUGUUUCUAGAGUAUGAAAGCACCAUGAAGAAAGGACGCUUCAGUGAAAUCCGUAAUAAAAAGGAAACCGCAGAUAAUCUCAGAAGGCUGAAAGAUAAAUUUUCUUGCAUUUAUACGGAACAAGUUCGCGUUCAUGGAAGCAUCACCGCUUACACAUAUAAUUCAAUAAAAGAUGCAUAUCAUAACAAAAAAACGCAUCUUGCUUUGAAAUCUGUUGCAGAGGAGGUGCGUGAUAAGGUGAGGAGAAACUAUCUUUCACAUCCGAGAAUCAAUCUGUUGGAGCAUGAAAGGGAAUUAAUGAGUUUCGUUGGAUUUUACAUUAUCAAAUUGUCCCUUGCAAGGCGAAAUGAGGAAAGGGAAGAUGUCAUGCCAGAUGAAGAAUUUAAAAAACUUCUUUCAACAACUGAAGUGUUGGUUCAGCUUCAAAGGGAUAAACUGCAUACUGAACGUAAGUGGAAACCCUAUAUUGAGCCUUUUAUGUAUAUCGGACUGCUUCAUUGGCCUUUACCGAAAAGACUAGAUAUACAUGAAGAAGAAAUCUGUGAACCUGAAAAAUAUAUACAGAUUUUAAAUGAAUGGAGAGAUGUGUACGGUCAAAGAUUAGAAAGGGGAAAGAGGCUAGACCAACACCGUAGGGGCAGAUCAACAACAUUCUUUGCGCUUGCGAAUGGUCCUCCGGGCAUGGACAUAGUUGAUCAGGACAUGAUAAAAGGGGUGUGGAGAAAUGAACAAAUAAAGGAGGGGAGAUAUAGAAAAGAAGUUAAAGAAGAUGAUAUUUGGAACGAUCCCACCUACAUACGUCUUAAAGGAGUAGUUGAUGGGACUGGCAAUAACAUCCACAACGAGGUAAAACACUUCAGCAGAAAGGCAAACGAAAUGCUGAUUUGGCACUUCGACAUUCCGACAUGCAACAAUUGCCACAUUUUUCGUAAUAGGAAGGUGUCAUUCGUUUUAGGAUUUUCCUGGAGAGGACCUGUGGCAUAUGAUGUUGCAGAAGUUCAAUCUUGUGAACUGUUGCCAGAAAGCUCUACUGGUCGAGAAAGAGAGACAAAAAACGAAGUACAAACCCCUACUGCUCUCAAAGGUCGAGGACAAGCUCCUGUACGAGGAUUUAAUGAAACAGGAGGACGUGGGAAAUCUCGCUCGAACGUGACCCUAAAAACCCAAGGAGAUGGUCAGAAGACGGCGUCUGUUAGCCAAAAUCCCAACCGACAAGAUGUGGAAACAGGUCAGUUUGCAGACGGAACAGAUAAGAAGCACGUCUUUGAAGCUGGAACUAUUUCAUCUUGUAACUCAUCACAAUAUGUUUCGGAGACCCCAUCGGAAGUACUAGCACAACAAUCCGUGGCAGUACAAAUCCCUACUUCUCUCAAAGGUCAAGGACAAACUGUUGGAUUUAAUAAAACAGAUCCAAACAGCCCAAAUGUGAAGACGGGUCAGUUUGCAGACGGAACAGAUGAGGAAAACGUCAUUGCAGCUGCAUCUAUAGAAACUUGUUACGCAUCACAACCCGUUUCCGAAACCCAACCGAAAGUUCAAGCAGAGCAAUCGGGUGUUUCGGACUCGAAGAAGCUUACCAAGAGACAAAAAAAGAACUUGAAAAAGAAAGGAAAGUAGACGAACAGGCAAAUAUGUUUAGCGGAAGUAGAUACGCAUCUACAUGUACUAUAUUUUUGAUAGUGGGAAUAAUUCAAGUUUGGGUUAUGCAUUCUUUGUUUUGAAAAUGAUGAUAUCGGUAUGGAUUGUUUUAUUUUCAAAUGAGAGCACCCCUAUUAAUUGUCCAAGCUUACUACUAGAUACUUCUACUUCAUUUGUUUAUUAUACAGAUUUGUAAGCAUAAGUACCAUACAAUCGUCAAGGCGAAGGUAGCAUGCAUGAUUUUACAUGUGACCACAACAGAUAUAUGACAAUGAAUACUCACACUGCUAAAUCCCUAGAAAGGCUGUUGCUGUGCCUUCACGGCGAUAUUUCAAAUAGCUUGGUUUGUCAGAUUAGAGAUGCCUCUCUAUUUCUAGUUGCUUACUAGAACAGUUUGAGGUUUGACCCAAGUAGUACGUCAUACUGCGUUGACAUAAAAGACCUCUGCUGAUUAUGCCAGUGACCAAGGUCCAUUUACAAGGAUAUGCAUGUUGAUUCAAAGCACGUCUUGUAAAGCACUUGCUCGAUUACUUAAAUUGUUUGGAAGUAUUCGAAAUUGUGUCAAUGAUUGAGAAGUUUGUAAUAAGUGUUUUAUUAGUUGUAUUUAUAGUCUUGUAGCAUGUACAUUCUAUUUGGUAUUUUAAUAAAUAUUUCUUUACAUUCAUUGACAUACAUUUUUUAUUAUUGCAUUAACACCCUUCUAUUUGCAAAAAGUACGAAACAGCACUGUGUGUACUUUUUUACUGUGUAUUUGUUUCAUUUUCUUAAUAUGUUCAGCCUAUUAAGACUCAUUUGUUUGUACUGUGUAAUCUAGCAGAACGCAACAAACAGAAGUGGGUUUUAUUGUAGUUCUUUAAACAAUUAUUGUUUGGCACCACGCCAGAUAGGUUAUUCGUAGAAAACAAACAACAACAUAUACUGCAUUAAAUGAGCUUAAAAUAUGUCGGACAGUGGGCGCCGCAAUAACAUUGUUUCGUCAUAGGAGACUAUGACGUCAUAUUUUGAAAUAACGUCAUAUUUUCUAUAAUACCUAUUCCUGCUUGUCACGAUACAUUAAAGAAGUUGAAUUAUUUAGCUAUUAUUUAGUUUGCUUUUUAGAUGUCCUAUGCAUGCAGUUGUAAAGUAAAAGACAAUUUAAAGUGGACAUGAAGUUAUAUAAAAUCAACUGUUAAAGAAUCAACAAACAAAUCGGGCUGAUGUAAAUUCAUUUCAUUUACUGGUUUGUCGAAUAGAAAGUUACAACGAAUGUAAAAUAUAUCGUGUCACUGUAGCUUAUUGUAUUGAAGAAUGUUUGUGAAGACAUUUUGUGCCUCAUUUUAUACAGUGUGUGUGUAUAUACCAUGUGAUAAAUUACGGUUUUGUGAAAAGGUUUGCCAAAGUGUUUUAGAGAGUAAACUCUCACUCAAACUCUGGUAAAGACCGAGACGGAGAUCUGUAAGCGGCGUAGACUGCGCUAUGUUUCAUUUAAAAUGGUGAAGAAAUAGUUAUCUUUGUUUAAAGUCUAUAUUUGAAGUAUUGCCUUACGAUGGAUCAUUUAUGACGUAAUUUAUCACGUGGUACACACACUGUUAUAGAGGGAAUACAAAAAUAUGUUUAUUUAUAUUUCAUUGUGUAUUUUGAUUGAAGUCAUACUUAUUAAAUGUCACGGCCGUGGCGUUAUCUUGCACCAUAGUUAAUGUGUAAAAUUGUAUGGUAAACGGGAUUGCCUUGUUCCACACAUAAAGUUUUUGAUUCAGUAUGUGUGAUGGAAAUUUAAUAUCCUGUUUUUUGAUAAUUCUUUGGAUAGCCAUAUAUAAAAAUGGCAAUGUAUAUACUCUGUAUUAUUUGAUUGUUGUUCUAUUGAAGAAUUAAGGACUUAUUUGCAAAUUGUAUCUUCUAAUAUUUAUAUAGAAAGUUUGUUUCAUUCUUUGUCCUUUAUUUUACUUAAACUGUGUCAUUAUUUCAUUCAUUUUUGUUCAUUAUAUAGGAAGUCCAAACAAAUUUAUUUUUUGUUCCAUGGAUUUUUGAAAAAAAAGGUGAGCAUGGGAUUCCUUUAAUAAACAUACAUCUUUUUUCAUAACGUAAAACGGAAGCGAGAGAAGAGCGAUUUUUGUUCUCAUAAUCAAUAUAAUGAAGAAAAGCCAUUUAAUCGCAUUUAAACACAAUAUUAAACUUAAUCCCUAUUCGACAAUGGAAAGAUGUUCAAAUGCUUACUAUUUACUCAAUAUUCUUGAGUAGGCACUAACGUGGAUAAAUCAAAUUUGUAAGAUAAUUUUAACAGAUUCUAGGUAGAAAUUUCAUUUUAAUCAUUGUAGAUGGAAACCCUGCUUUUAGGAAAAGGUUUGAAACAAAUAAUCUACCUGAAUCACUUUAACAUCAUUUAGAACUUGAUUGAAACACUUAUUUUGAUUGAUUUGGGGAAAUUACUUGUCAUUGGUUAGUUUUAAAGGCUUAAGCCUUCUAUAAGUGACCCCCCCCCCCCCCCCCCCCAAAAAAAAACACACAAAAAAAACCACUUGUAUUUGUACACAACCUCUGUUAAUUGAUCUUUAUCUAAUUGCCUUAUUGUCUUAUCAGAUUUCUGAUCUGAGUAUCCUGCCGUGCAGUUUGGGAUAUUUUAAGAUAGAAAUGGACCCUAAAUGGCCCUGAGCCAAUAAACGAAUACACAGGAAACUGGCCCCUACUGUGUCACCAGUGCAAUUAGCAGAAAAAGCACAGUUGGGAAUUAACAUGCCAAAAUUCCUUAAACUAGGCCUUUAAGUGAAUGUCUUGUGAAUGCGGUUUUGAGUUAUGUCAAAUGUUAAUGUCUUUGCGCUAAAGUAUAGAGUUUUGCCCUCUUGUAUUUCGGAUGAAUUAUGUGGGCGAUGUUUUCUCUAUUAAAAGGGGCAUUCUUUUAACCAAAUAUGCUAGGGUUUUUAUUCACAAGUUUUGUUUUAUAUACAUUGCGCGUGAUGUGUGAAUAUUAAAUAAACGUUAAACGUUUAUAUUAAAUAACUGUUUAAUGUAUGUAUUAUUUGUUUACUAUGCAAUAGUUGAUAACUAUGUUCUAAUUAAAGAGUAAUACAUUGCAUAUAAUAUUAUGCAUUAUCAUAUGGAAUUCACAAUCGUAAAUAACGUAAUAAAUGCUCCUAUACUUUU
Mya arenaria is the source of this 9738-nucleotide messenger RNA. RefSeq names its product sterile alpha motif domain-containing protein 9-like. NCBI's taxonomy places the organism in Eukaryota, Metazoa, Mollusca, Bivalvia, Myida, Myidae. The record is from RefSeq and is a predicted model, not a curated record. Bases 319 to 6600 code for a protein of 2093 amino acids. Gene Ontology annotation, cellular component: cytoplasm. The transcript is spliced from 14 exons.